This is a messenger RNA of Heteronotia binoei (common prickly gecko), 1739 nucleotides long. RefSeq names its product opsin-5-like. Gene Ontology annotation, biological process: visual perception; G protein-coupled receptor signaling pathway. The transcript is spliced from 6 exons. Bases 229 to 1524 code for a protein of 431 amino acids. The record is from RefSeq and is a predicted model, not a curated record. Lineage: Eukaryota; Metazoa; Chordata; Lepidosauria; Squamata; Gekkonidae. Gene Ontology annotation, cellular component: membrane. Gene Ontology annotation, molecular function: G protein-coupled receptor activity.
GCAUUAGCCUGCCGCGGAGCGCUGUCCGCCCCCUCGCGGUGCUGAAACGCCCCGAGGCGGCGCGCCUGCCGCUCUCCUUGCCCGCCGCGGGGUAAAAGGAGGGCAGCCCGGGGAGCCCGCUGCCAUGGGCGCCGCCGACGCCGCCCGCCAAAGUUUCCCGGUGCCCAGGACCGAGCCCAGCUGAAAGAGGGAACCUCCCGAAGUCUCCCGCCUCUCCGCACGGAGAAGAUGGAAAAUGCCUCCAGUUCUUCAGCGUUCCAUUCCACCUUAUCUGAAGGAGAAGACCUGAUUUUUGGAACACUGUAUUCACUUUUUGGUGUCGUGUCUCUCUUUGGAAACUCUCUACUCCUCCUGGUAGCCUAUCGGAAGAGAGCCAUCUUGAAACCUGCUGAAUUCUUCAUUGUAAAUCUUGCCAUCAGCGAUGUGGGCAUGACUGUGAUCCUUUUCCCCUUGGCCACACCAUCUUUCUUUGCACACAGGUGGCUGUUCAACCAUGCCAUGUGCACCUUCUAUGCCUUUUGCGGAGUUCUCUUUGGCCUGUGCAGUCUCACCAGCCUGACAGCGCUGAGCACCGUUUGCUGCAUGAAGGUCUGUUAUCCAGCAUAUGGUAAUAAAUUCUCUUCCGCUUAUGCCAGGGCACUGCUAGCAUGUGUCUGGGCUUAUGCUCUCAUCUUUGCAGUGGCUCCUUUAGCUGACUGGGGCAGUUAUGGACCGGAGCCCUAUGGGACCGCUUGCUGCAUCAAGUGGAAAGUGUCAACCAGAGAGGCAAAGUUCUACAUCAUGGCUCUCUUUGUCUUCUGCUAUAUCAUCCCUUGUGUCCUGAUCAUCAUCUCCUACUCACUCAUCCUUUGGACUGUCAAAGUGUCCAGAAGAGCAGUAAAGCAGCACAUGUCACCUCGGAGCAAGACCAACACUGUCCACAGUCUGAUUGUCAAGCUCAGCAUUUCUGUCUGCAUUGGGUUUCUGGCUGCUUGGACCCCUUAUGCCAUUGUUGCCAUGUGGGCAACCUUUGGAGAUAUCCACCAGGUGCCAGUCUUGGCGUUCGCCCUCUCCUCCAUCUUUGCCAAGUCCUCGGCAACCUACAACCCUCUGGUGUAUCUGCUGUUCAAGCCCAACUUCCAGAAGUUCAUUUCCAAAGACCUGUCACUGUUGCACGCCAUCUGCACAGUCUUCUGCUGCAGCAGGCCGAGGGUCAUCACCCUGCGUUCCUUCCAUACCCAAGAUGGCAGGGCUUCCAUGAGGCUCUCAACUCCUUUUGCUGAACACCGUGGGUCCUGCAGGAACUGCUCUGACACCUUUGAAUGUUUCCGUAACUAUCCUCGGUGCUACAGGCUGCCUCCAAAGGCCGACACGACAUCCAAGACUAGCCCCCUGGCAAUUCUGUCCAACGGAAGAGCUUGCAGGCCGAGUCUGAAGAGAACCAUGCAGGUCAUGGUGCUUGUGACACGGAAGAAGUCGGGGAUGGGGACUGUGAAUGUGGCAGGGGAUGUUCUGCCUGCCAAUAUUGUGAAAGACCUUAUGUAAGCAUGGCGAGAGGCAAGGGUUUCAAGGCAGGGGUUGACCCCUAUCUGCCUAGUCCAAUGGGAAUGUUUGACUACAGCAUCAAAAUCCAUCUUUUCCCCAUAUGUAUGGUGGCUCCCAAAGUGUGCUUUGCAGGUUAUAGGAUACUGCAAAUCUGACACCAGCAUUUAUCAGACUAUUUCUUUAAAAAAAAAACAGUUGUCAUUUUGCACCAACAA